Messenger RNA from Dipodomys ordii (Ord's kangaroo rat), 3763 nucleotides. It is a transcript of the gene Fhod1, whose product is annotated as formin homology 2 domain containing 1. Gene Ontology annotation, molecular function: actin filament binding. The transcript has 22 exons. Gene Ontology annotation, biological process: actin filament network formation; cortical actin cytoskeleton organization. NCBI's taxonomy places the organism in Eukaryota, Metazoa, Chordata, Mammalia, Rodentia, Heteromyidae. The coding region runs from base 54 to 3539 and encodes 1161 amino acids. The record is from RefSeq and is a predicted model, not a curated record. Gene Ontology annotation, cellular component: cytoskeleton; cytoplasm.
GCCCCUGCGAGGCUGGACGACCCCGGCGCGCGGAGCUAGCGGGUGCAGGAUCCAUGGCGGGCGGGGAGGAGCACAGUGACGGGGAGCCAGUAUCCGUGGUGACCGUGAGGGUGCAGUACCUGGAAGACACCGACCCUUUCGCAUGUGCCAACUUCCCGGAGCCGCGCCGGGCCCCUACGUGCAGCCUGGACGGGGCGCUGCCUCUGAGUGCGCAGAUACCUGCGCUGCACCGCCUGCUGGGGGCACCACUCAAGCUGGAGGACUGUGCCCUACAAGUAUCUCCCUCUGGAUACUACCUGGACGCUGAGCUGUCGCUAGAAGAGCAGCGAGAGAUGCUGGAGGGCUUCUAUGAGGAGAUCAGCAAAGGGAGGAAACCCACCCUGAUCCUGAGAACCCAGCUCUCUGUGAGGGUCAAUGCUAUCUUGGAAAAGUUGUACGGCUCCAGUGGCCCUGAGCUCCGCCGCUCCCUUUUCUCACUGAAGCAGAUUUUCCAGGAAGACAAGGACCUGGUACCUGAAUUUGUACACUCAGAGGGGCUGAGCUGCCUGAUCCGCGUGGGUGCUGCUGCUGACCACAACUACCAGAGCUACAUCCUUCGAGCACUGGGCCAGCUGAUGCUUUUCGUGGAUGGGAUGCUGGGGGUGGUGGCCCAUAGUGAGACAGUGCAGUGGCUGUAUACACUGUGUGCCAGCCUGUCCCGCUUAGUGGUGAAGACCGCCCUGAAGCUGCUGCUGGUGUUUGUGGAAUACUCUGAGAACAACGCGCCUCUUUUCAUCCGGGCAGUCAACUCUGUGGCCAGCACCACCGGUGCUCUUCCCUGGGCCAAUCUGGUGUCCAUCCUAGAGGAGAAGAAUGGUGCUGACCCAGAGCUGUUGGUGUACACCAUCACCCUCAUCAAUAAGACGCUGGCUGCACUGCCUGACCAAGACUCCUUCUACGAUGUGACAGAUGCUCUAGAGCAGCAGGGGAUGGAGACGCUGGUCCAGCGUCAUUUGGGCACCCCUGGUACAGAUGUGGACCUGCGUACACAGCUUAUGCUCUAUGAGAGUGCCCUUCGGUUGGAGGAUGGGGACAUGGAGGAAGCAGCAGCAGCAGCUGCAGCAGGUGGCCGGCGGGAGCGGCGAAAGCCAUCUUCAGAGGAGGGGAAGAGGAGCCGCAGAUCUCUGGAAGGGGGUGGCUGUCCUGUGCGUGCUCCAGAAGCUAGCUCCACAGGCCCUGCCUCCCCAACUGGCCCCAUCUCAACUGGCCCUGCUCCACGCACAAGCCCCACCUCCAGCUCUGCAAGCCCUGCUUCUGUUAUCACCUCGGUGAACCUCUUUCCUUCCAUUUCCAUGGCGUCCUCAGUGGACAGCUCCUGUGAGAGAAGCAUCUACAAAGCCCGGUUCCUGGAGAAUGUGGCAGCAGCAGAAACUGAGAAGCAGGCUGCACUGGCCCAGGGCCGGGCAGAGGCACUGGCUGGGGCCAUGGUGGAUGAGGCUGAUGGGUCCUCAGGCACCCGGGAACUAUGGGAUUCCCCAGAGCCAGCCCCUGUACCCAGAACACCCCAGAGCCCUGUGUCCCGAAUCCUACUCCAGGCUCAGCGGAGUCUUGAGCCAGAGAUCACGGAGCCACUGAUUCCAUCAAGCCCCAAGGCUGAGCCCAUCCAUGAUCUCCCUACCCGUGUACCCAAGCUGUGCAUUGGGGACCUAGACUUCUCAGACCUGGGGGAAGAUGAAGACCAGGACAUGCUAAAUGUGGAGCCUGUGGAAGCUGGAAAAGGGAUCCCACCCCCACCUCCCUUAAUCUCUGGAGGCCCGCCACCUCCUCCUCCACCACCUCUCCCACCCAUCAAAGGACCCUGCCCACCCCCCCCACCGCUGGCUGCCCCUCCUCCCCACUCAGCACUUGAUGGUCCAGCCAUCCCCACCAAGAGGAAGACAGUAAAACUUUUCUGGCGGGAGCUAAAGCUGGCUGGGGGACAAGGGGGCUCUGGAAGCCGCUUUGGACCCUGCUCUACCCUGUGGGCCUCCCUGGAGCCUGUCACUGUGGAUACAGCCCGGCUGGAACAUCUGUUCGAGUCUCGAGCCAAGGACAUACUACCCUCCAAGAAAGCUGGUGAGGGCCGCCGGACAAUGACCACAGUACUAGACCCCAAACGCAGCAACGCCAUCAACAUUGGUCUAACCACGUUACCACCUGUACAUGUCAUUAAGGCUGCCCUGCAAAACUUUGAUGAGUUUGCAGUCAGCAAGGAUGGCAUUGAGAAACUACUGACCAUGAUGCCCACGGAGGAGGAAAGGCAAAAGAUUGAGGAAGCCCAGUUGGCCAACCCUGAUCUACCGCUGGGCCCAGCUGAGAAUUUCUUGAUGACACUUGCCUCCAUUGGGGGCCUGGCUGCCCGCCUACAACUCUGGGCUUUCAAGCUAGACUAUGACGGCAUGGAACGGGAAAUCGCAGAGCCACUGUUUGACCUGAAAGUGGGCAUGGAACAGCUGGUGCAAAAUGCCACCUUCCACUGCAUCCUAGCUACCCUGCUGGCUGUGGGCAACUUCCUCAAUGGCUCCCAGAGCAGUGGCUUUGAGCUGAGCUACCUGGAGAAGGUAUCAGAGGUAAAAGACACAGUACGCCGGCAGUCCCUGCUAUACCAUCUCUGCUCCCUGGUGAUCCAGACACGGCCUGAUUCCUCCGACCUCUACUCAGAAAUCCCUGCCCUGACCCGCUGUGCCAAGGUGGAUUUUGAGCAACUGACAGAGAACCUGGGGCAGCUGGAGCGCCGGAGCAAGGCAGCUGAGGAGAGUCUACGGAGCUUGGCUAAACAUGAACUAGCCCCAGCUCUACGUGCCCGCCUCACCCAUUUCCUGGCCCAGUGUGCCCGCCGUGUUGCCAUGCUGAGGGUUGUGCACCGCCGAGUCUGUAACAGGUUCCAUGCCUUCCUGCUCUACUUGGGCUACACUGCACAGGCAGCUCAGGAAGUGCGCAUCAUGCAGUUCUGCCACACGCUGCGAGAGUUUGCACUUGAGUAUCGGACUUGCCGAGAACGGGUUCUACAGCAGCAGCAGAAGCGGGCCACGUACCGGGAACGCAACAAGACCCGGGGACGCAUGAUCACAGAGACAGAGAAGUUCUCAGGGGUGGCUGGGGAAGCCCCCAGCAACCCAUCUGUUCCAGUGGCAGUGGGCAGUGGGCCAGGCCGGGGUGAUGCUGACAGUCACGCCAGUAUGAAGAGUCUGCUGAUCAGCAGGCCUGAGGACACCACACAUAACCGCCGCAGCAGAGGCAUGGUCCAGAACAGUUCCCCAAUCACACACCCAGCAGUGGGGUCCUCUACUGCACCUCCUGAAGAGCCCUCAGGCUCCAGUUUACCCAGUGACACAUCCGAUGAGAUUAUGGACCUGCUGGUGCAGUCAGUAACCAAGAGCAGUCCUCGUGCCUUAACUGCUCGGGAAAGGAAACGUUCCCGUGGCAACCGCAAGUCUUUGAGAAGGACGCUGAAGAGUGGGCUUGGAGACGAACUGGUGCAGGCACUGGGACUGAGCAAAGCUCCUGGCCUGGAGGUGUGAAGGGGCUGACUUCAGGAUACGUGUCUGGAUGCUCUUGCAGUAUGAGAUACUAGAGUGAAAAGGGCUCUGCGCAGCAAUCUGGUCCCAGAACCCUGUGUCCAUGGGCCAGUGCCUUGAGCAGUAUUAGGAUGUAUGUGGAGAUGUGUGUGUGUGUGUGUGUGUGUGUGUGUGUGUGUGUAUGUGUGUCCAUUUCCCUACUCAGGGAGAAAAAUAAAGUUUUCCUA